AUGAAUCGGGAGAUUCCAGGGUUCUACUAUGAUCCCGACAAGAAGAAAUAUUUCAAGAUCCAGGCUAGUCAUAAAGCCGCCCCAGGAGCACAGUACUCAAAGGAUGCAGUCAAGAGGAAACGGGUCGAGCAUGAGAAACGCCAGAGGAAAGUCCACCUCAGUCGGAGACUGGCAAAGGAGAAAAUCAAAAGGUCGCCGUUCGUGCGAAGUCCCCUUCUCGGAAUUGAACGAGAAAUCGGAGCGCAACAUAUAUCAAAGCCCUUGCGACAAGAGCAACAAGGCCUCACAUAUGCGAGCCAAAUCAGUCGAAAACAGUUACAUCGAUUUGAACCGUGGCCAAGUGAUUACACCAUUAAGCAUGUGCUACGCAACAACCGUUCUGGCAUCCUUAUUGCCAGUGGCCACCGCGGUGGUGAAUCUUCAGUGUCAGUAUGCUUUCCAGACACCGACCAAGAGAUUUGGACAUAUAAUCGGACGAUGGAGCGAGUGCUCUUCCGAGAGCCGUACAGACUCUCUUCUAUCUCCUUGAGUCAUACCGGAUACUUGCUAGCCACGAUGGAUAGUGGCCCAAAUGGCGACUCAUUCCUUGCUCCACGUAUGCUGCCUGACCUUGGUGAAGGCGGCGAUUAUCGUUGGCCUGCUUUCUUCGCCCAUCCCAUUCGCAUUCGUACUGAGUCAUCCUUGUGGUGCUCGUCACCAUGUCCAGAGGGAGACAAAGCACUCUUCGCGAUUGGCACCUCCGAAGGCCUGUAUACUCUAGAAGGAUUGGGAAGUUAUUGGGCUCUAUCCAAGAAGCCAUUCCCCAGCGAUGUCUCCACCGGAAAGCCAAUUCUCCAUCGACGUACAGAUUCCUCUCACGCACUAGUCACCAGCGUUGAAUGGCUGUCUUCGACUGUCAUUGCUGCUGGUCUGAAAGACUCAACCGUCUUCCUUCACGAUCUCCGCAGUGGGGGGACUGCAACGCGUCUACAACACCCCCAUGCAGUCACGAAGAUCAGGAACCUUGAUCCUUAUCGAAUCGUCGUGGCAGGUAUAAACUCGCUUCAAAUGUACGACAUCCGGUACGCACAUAACGGCCUACAGCGCAAUCCGAGACCCAAUCAUCCGCGUCACACUUCGACUAGGCCAUAUCUCUCAUUUUCCGACUUCUCACCGGAAGUCAUCCCCGACUUUGAUAUCAGUCCUGAACUUGGGCUUCUGGCAAGCGCUUCCGAUGAGCGCAAGGUUCAAUUGUUCUCCCUUCGUACUGGAGAACAAGUCUUUUCUCCUCUAACGAAAUACCAAUACGCGAAUCCUAUUUCCUCGCUACGGUUUGAAUCGGGUGAUGGGUCAUUACAUGGGCCACAGACCCCCACUCUACUGGUCUGUUCUAGUGCUACUGUUGAUGAAUGGGGUUGGUAG
Molecule: messenger RNA, 1401 nt
Organism: Aspergillus pseudoviridinutans
Lineage: Eukaryota; Fungi; Ascomycota; Eurotiomycetes; Eurotiales; Aspergillaceae
Exons: 10
Coding region: 1-1401 (466 amino acids)
Cellular component (GO): Cul4-RING E3 ubiquitin ligase complex
Molecular function (GO): protein binding
Source: RefSeq, a predicted model, not a curated record